GUUCUGGGACAUACCCUGUUCUCGGGUGAAAUUAAUGCCAGUGCUAACCAGGAAGCACUUCAGAUUGAAGGUGUUUUUGAUUUAUUGCCCGGUAACGAGCUUUUUAGCCUGCGUACCGUAAGGCCUAUAUGCGGAAAGAUUACCAGUGAUGACCUGGCCAUUUCCGGUGAAAUAGAAGGACGCUUUGCGAUGUUCGCUCUGCGCGGCUCUCUGGAUAUGGACAAGACAGGUAUCGAUAUGUCCCUGAAGUUCCUCUCCGCUGAAACCACUUUUACCUUAACCGAAGGUACCGUGCAAUACAAGGGAAAACCGCACAAUGCUGUGGUUACCAAUGGUGAAGCAAAGAUUGGGUGGGUAAAUGGCCAGAUGUUUAUUUACCAGGCGGCAUUUAAUUAUACCCUGGGCCUGAAGGAAGAGGAGGUGGACAUGGG
Symbiodinium pilosum is the source of this 431-nucleotide messenger RNA. The record is from the annotation of a GenBank genome assembly. NCBI's taxonomy places the organism in Eukaryota, Dinophyceae, Suessiales, Symbiodiniaceae.